Cucumis melo (muskmelon) is the source of this 2425-nucleotide messenger RNA. RefSeq lists its product as uncharacterized. Gene Ontology annotation, cellular component: Golgi membrane; Ric1-Rgp1 guanyl-nucleotide exchange factor complex. Gene Ontology annotation, biological process: retrograde transport, endosome to Golgi. The transcript has 13 exons. The record is from RefSeq and is a predicted model, not a curated record. Lineage: Eukaryota; Viridiplantae; Streptophyta; Magnoliopsida; Cucurbitales; Cucurbitaceae. Bases 441 to 2036 code for a protein of 531 amino acids.
CAAAUUGGGCAAGCCGAAUGGGUCGUCAAAACAAAAUUUCCUUCCUUGAAAAUUCGAACACCGUUCUACGGCAGUAAAGAAAGGAAAAAAAGAAAAAAAAGAACAAAAAACUCACAUCUCGUCCUCCAACUCCUCUUGCGCCUCUCUAAUCCGGUGACGCUCUGACGACAUCACGACGGCGACCCAACUUCUUCAACAACUUCUUCCAACGCAAGCGAAGACACACCCACGUGAGCGAAGCUGAAGCGUUCGAACGUUUGCGUAGACCUACGGCGUUCUCCGGCCACUGUGGUGUAGACCUACGGCGACUCGAGGGUUCCAACGUCUGUUCUGUAACGUGGGACGUCAGCUUUUGAACUCACGAACAGCGUGUGAAUUCCCCUGAAACUCUCAAAAAAGACGUAUAGGAAGCGGAAAAGUGGCAUCUCAAGCAGAGGUCAAUGUUUGGAUCUAAGUUUUCCAUUUUUGGAACCGGUACUGCUGCUGAUAAGGUCGAGAAGUCAGCGAAGAGCGAGUUUUUUCCUGGCCUGAAACUUCGUUCUGAUAAAGAUGUGUAUCGUCCUGGCGAUCCGGUUGUUGUUACUAUUGAAAUUUGUUCCUCUGUCCCUCAAUUGGACUGCUCUCUUUUGAUCGAACGACUUCGUUUUGAGAUUAUUGGGCUCCAGAAGUUGGACGCCCAGUGGUUUAGCACUCAGAAGCCAAUUCCUGGAUCGAAACAACGGAGAGGUGAAUACAUUUUCAUGGACUGCUCGGUACAGUCAAUAGUUUCAAAUCAGAUAAUAUCUUCGGGGGCUAUGAAGUCAUAUGUGGUUCGAUCAACGCUUCCUACAUGCAUACCACCAUCUUACAAGGGUGCCACUAUUCGCUAUAUGUAUUGUGUUAAAAGCACAUUAGUAGGACGAUGGCUAUCACAGGAAAAUUGUCGAUCUCAUAAAGAGUCGCCAAUGGAUCAAAUAGAAAUGGAAGCUCGGGUUCCAUUACAAGUGUGGGUCACUCAGAAAACUAAUGGCAUGCUAAUGGAAGAAGGUCAAAAUGAUGCCUUUCAAAUGGAUGUCUUUUGGAAAGAGAUGGAAAGUGACACUGACUGGAUCAGAGCAAAUGAUAUAUAUGCUGGCAUUGAUGAAGGAUAUGAUAGCUCAAGGGAUGAGAUCUCAUCUGUCUCGUCAUACAAUCCUAUGAGAGAACCUUUUCAUAGAACAUUUGGAAGUUCACUGUCAUUGCAGUCAUCGGCUGGAAGAUCUUCAAUAAAGAUUGCUCCUUUUAUUGAAGGAGAGCGAUUAAGUUUAUCUUCUAAUGUUGCACGUCCUAGGGUCUCUGUUGCUGAGGUCCUAUAUGAAUCUACGGAUGUUGCAUCACCUCAGAAGUCAUUUGCAGCUGUCUCUCCCAGCCAGGUGUUGAACUUUGAGAAGAAUCAGUCAACGGAUGAUGAUGCUGGAGUAGCAACUUCACCUAGGCCUAAAAUUAUUGAACCUGUAGCAUCGGAAGGUUUUAUUCGAGGAAGAUCUUACAAUAUCAGGGUAGAUGACCAAGUAUUGCUUAGGUUUUGUCCAAAAAACUCUGAUUCAACCUAUUAUUUUAGUGACAUGAUAGGUGGAACUCUUACCUUUUUUCAUGAAGAAGGAACGAGGAGAUGCCUUGAGUUGUCGAUAACUUUGGAGACUUCAGAGACUGUAUCUCGCCGUUUCAUCCAUCCUUCUCGGAGGAAUUCUCCAACAAUUGUGAAGGUUCAAAGUGAUCAUUAUGAGGUUGUUGCUGAUUUAAUUCAGACAAGCUUUCUUUUCUCGAUUCCCAUGGAUGGGCCGAUGUCCUUUUCCACUCCACAUGUAUCUUUGCAGUGGGCACUUCGAUUUGAAUUUUUUACCACCCCUAAGAAUGUGGAUUGGACCAGAUAUGAGCAUCCUCUCUUGAUAGAAGGAAGAGAGAAAAGUGAAUGGGUCCUUCCAAUCACCGUGCAUGCACCUCCCUCUAGCGCUGCAACUGCUCAGAACCGAAAUGAUAGGCCUUUCUCUUUGGAGCCCUUGUGGAUGCACAGCUGAUGGCUGUACUUUCAGAUGAUUGUGAGAUUCUAAUUUGAACUCCUAAUGUGCAUCAUGCAGGGGUCCAUCGAUGGCUUGCUGCCAGGAUUCUUUACAAGAAACUGAUGUCCAGCAAAUGCAAAUGUCAGACAGAAGCACAUGAAGAAGAUGGCGACAAUGAGUAUAGACCAUUGACGCUGCAGGUUGGCUGAUACAUAUUACCAUAUGCUUCAAAGUGUUUUCCUCAAGUUGUGCUAAAAUUGUGUUCUUGGGUUCUCUCCAAUUCGAAAUGUGAAUCUGUUUCUGGUUUUUACUUUUAAAAUGCAAUAGAAACUCCCAACAUUCUUUUGGAACACUUGGAUGUGAUUAAAUUCUUUAUAUAUACUAGUACGAUGCCCGUGAUAUUUCAA